Sorex araneus (European shrew) is the source of this 5333-nucleotide messenger RNA. RefSeq names its product fibronectin leucine rich transmembrane protein 2 (gene FLRT2). The transcript has 2 exons. The coding region runs from base 641 to 2617 and encodes 658 amino acids. NCBI's taxonomy places the organism in Eukaryota, Metazoa, Chordata, Mammalia, Eulipotyphla, Soricidae. Gene Ontology annotation, molecular function: protein binding. The record is from RefSeq and is a predicted model, not a curated record.
UCUCGGCUCUUGGGGGGGGGGGAUCGUGAGGCAGCGAGGGGGACAGCUCCGCGCCCUGUCUACUCAGCUCAGGAACCAGGUUGGCACUUCUCAACGAUGGGCAGGAGGGACCUCGGCGGCGACCCCUAAAAUAAUACCAUGCCCCGGGAGCCCAGCUGCUGCCGCGCCAGCUUCUUCCCUUUCCACCUCCCAGACCCGGUCGGAUUCGGAUGAGCCAGCUUGGAGGAGUCGUGGCUGCCAGAUUUCAGAUUGAGCUUCAUCAAGAGGUUCAUAGGCUGAUCAACGCGGACACGAUCCACAACAGAAUAAGGGAAUCCCUCCAGCCCAGUUGCACCCUCAUGGACCACUAAUAUUUUGGCAUCACCCCUUUACCAGUGUGGAAAAUUCUCACAAUCAAGUUUUAUUUUUGCACAUGGAGGACAGAAGCAAAGAGGGCAAUAAAGGCUGAUAAAACCAGAGGCCUCAAAAGAUUUUUUUUCCACUGUGUGGGCCUUCGAGACUUUUCCUCUAGCUGCAGUUUUGGACUUUGACAGAAUCCCAUUCUGUCCUUUUCGGUUUUGGUAUCUGGUUUUUGUUUUCAUUUUGUUUUGUCACUUUUGAUUUCCCCCAUCACAGUGUAUUUUAUUUCUGUACUUCAGAAAUGGGCCUGCAGACCACCCAGUGGCCCAGCCGUGGGGCUUUUUUCCUGAAAUCUUGGCUUCUCAUUUCCCUGGGGCUCUACUCACAAGUGUCAACAGUCUUGGCGUGCCCUAGCGUGUGCCGCUGUGACAGGAACUUUGUCUACUGUAACGAGCGAAGUUUGACCUCAGUGCCUCUUGGGAUCCCGGAGGGCGUAACCGUACUCUACCUCCACAACAACCAAAUUAAUAAUGCUGGAUUUCCUGCAGAACUGCACAAUGUACAGUCGGUGCACACCGUCUACCUUUACGGCAACCAACUGGAUGAAUUCCCCAUGAACCUUCCCAAGAACGUCCGAGUUCUCCAUCUGCAGGAAAACAACAUUCAGACCAUUUCACGAGCCGCGCUAGCCCAACUCUUGAAGCUGGAGGAGCUGCACCUGGAUGACAAUUCUAUAUCCACAGUUGGGGUGGAAGAUGGGGCCUUCCGGGAGGCGAUCAGCCUCAAGUUAUUGUUUCUUUCCAAGAAUCACCUGAGCAGCGUGCCUGUGGGACUUCCCGUGGACUUGCAAGAGCUCCGAGUGGAUGAAAAUCGGAUUGCUGUCAUUUCCGACAUGGCCUUUCAGAACCUCACGAGCUUGGAGCGUCUGAUUGUGGACGGGAACCUUCUGACCAACAAGGGCAUCGCCGAGGGCACCUUCAGCCAUCUCACCAAACUCAAGGAAUUUUCCAUCGUCCGGAAUUCACUCUCCCACCCGCCUCCUGACCUUCCCGGUACGCAUCUGAUCAGGCUGUGCCUGCAGGACAACCAGAUCAACCACAUCCCCCUGACGGCCUUCUCCAAUCUCCGCAAGCUGGAACGGCUGGACAUCUCCAACAACCAGCUGCGCAUGUUGACGCAGGGUGUCUUCGAUAAUCUCUCCAACCUGAAGCAGCUCACAGCCCGGAACAACCCCUGGUUCUGCGACUGCAGCAUUAAGUGGGUGACAGAGUGGCUCAAAUACAUUCCUUCCUCCCUCAACGUGCGGGGUUUCAUGUGCCAAGGGCCUGACCAAGUCCGGGGCAUGGCCGUCAGAGAGUUGAACAUGAAUCUUUUGUCCUGCCCCACCACGACCCCCGGGCGGCCCGUCUUCACCCCGGCUCCGAGCACCGCGGCUCCCACCACUCCACCUGUGCCCGCGCCCUCCGACGCACCCCGCGGCUGGGGCUCUACACCCCUCACCCCCACGCCGUCGAAGCUUCCCACCGUCCCCGAUUGGGACGGCCGGGACAGAGGCACCCCUCCGAUGUCCGAGCGGAUCCAGCUGUCCAUCCAGUUCGUGAACGACACGUCCAUGCAGGUCAGCUGGCUCUCUCUCUUCGCGGUGAUGGCCUACAAGCUCACGUGGGUGAAGCUGGGCCACAGCCUGGUGGGGGGCAUCGUGCAGGAGCGCAUCGUCAGCGGGGAGAAGCAGCACCUGAGCCUGGUGAACUUGGAGCCCCGGUCCACCUACCGGAUUUGUUUAGUGCCGCUGGACGCGUUCAACUACCGCGCGAUGGAAGACACCGUCUGCUCCGAGGCCACCACGCACGCCGCGUACUCGAACAACGGCAGCAACACGGCGGAGCACGCCACCUCCCACAGCCUGGGCUCCCCCUUUCUGCUGGCGGGCCUGAUCGGGGGUGCGGUGAUCUUCGUGCUGGUGGUCCUGCUCGGCGUCUUCUGCUGGCACAUGCACAAAAAGGGGCGCUACACCUCCCAGAAGUGGAAAUACAACCGGGGCCGGCGGAAAGAUGAUUAUUGCGAGGCGGGCACCAAGAAGGACAAUUCCAUCCUGGAGAUGACGGAAACCAGCUUUCAGAUUGUCUCCUUAAAUAACGAUCAGCUCCUUAAAGGAGAUUUCAGACUGCAGCCCAUUUACACCCCAAACGGGGGCAUUAAUUACACAGACUGCCAUAUCCCCAACAAUAUGCGCUACUGUAACAGCAGUGUGCCAGACUUGGAGCACUGCCAUACGUGACAGCCAGGGGCCCACCCCCGGCGUUCUCAAAGUGGACCGUGAAACUCUGGAGAACAACACACGUGUGCGCACAGACUGACACGCAAAUUACAUUUGAUAAAUGUUACCCAGAUGCAUUUGUGCAUUUGAAUACUCUGUAAUUUAUACGGUGUACUAUAUAAUGGGAUUUAAAAAAAAAAAGUGCUAUCUUUUCUAUUUCCAGUUAAUUACAAACAAUUUUGUAACUCUUUGCUUUUUAAAUCUGAAAAAAAAAAAAAACCUAGUUGCUGAUGUACUGUACAGGGUUGUACAAUGAGAACCCAAGCCCAAGGCAAAAGAACGAGUGAUUCUUCCUCAUGAUGCUGAUUAACCACUUGGCUGUUGAAGCUGUCACAGUGAAUUCCUCUGCUAGAGUUGCUGUUCAGUUAAAAGGGCAGAUUCCAAAAGGACUCGCGAGUGUAGCAUAAGUCAUAUGGGUGAAACAAGAAAUGGCCAAGAUAUCUUUGUGCUAUUUCUAUACUUCCUGAUCUGGAAGAAACGUUUAAAAAAAAAUUUCAAAAUAUAAGAAAGGAGGUAGUUACCCUGAUUUGACCCCGAGCAGGAAAUACAGAAGCAUCACGAGGAAGUCAGUUCCUGUGAGAUAAGUUAAUCCAACCCGAUAGAAUCAAGAAAAUGAGAUGAAAUUGAAGAGACCUUCAAAUCUGGGGGUUGGCUUUCUGACUAGGAACUUAGACAUCACUCCUUAUGUUUCUUUGGCCCUAUGGGGAAACGGCGUUAGAGAUCUGAGUCUAAUCUUGGUCAUCCUAAGGGACAGGUCUGGGGUCCCAGCAAGAGAACUCACUUUGAAAGAGUUACUAUUCAAAUGAUAUGUCAGGUUGAAUGACAUUUGACAGAACUAUAUUCUAGAAUACUUUUUUUAGAAGAGGCUAAUAAAAUAAUGGGAAGAAUUAUAUUGAAUGGAAUUAUUUUUGAUAAUGAGAAUUAUUUGGGUAGAUUCUUCGCGGCUAUGUCAACAUGAUAUUUAAGCCAAACAGAGAUCAACGUUUGUAUUAUACUCAAACACCAUGUAAUUUAAAGAACUUAUUGGUACCAUGUAGAAAACAAAAGCAAGUGAUCAGUGGUUCUGCUAUACUUUAUCAACUGACUUGGUUAAUGUCAUGUUGACAUAGCUUGCAUUAAUACCUUUAUCCCCGGGCAAAUUUUUGUCUUCCAAUCACCUCUCCCAUAUUUUCAUAGUUAGCUGUUUAUGCCACAUUUGUUUGCUUCAUCCUCUGCUCAAAAUCUGAAAAAAACAAUCAUCAAUGCCAGUUUUAGUUGCACAAUAAAUUUAUCAAUAUAAAUUUAAACACUUUAAAAUGGAUACUAACUUUCACUGCUAACAAUUCUGUAAGGAUACUUCAAAGCUGGCCAAAACAAUGUAUUUUUUGAAGAAGCAAUACCAAGUUUCCACCUUGGUCUGACUUUGAUCCUGUUCCAUUUUUGAAAUUUCAUUUAUUUCUUUUCAAUCUCGUAUGUUCCUCUUCUUUGGGAAAUGUGGAAGGAUAAUCAAUCUUAUAUUAACCAGAUAACAGAUGAAAAAUGAACAAGUCUGAAAAUGAAGGCUUGUUCUCUUUGUAUGAGACAAGCAGGGCAUCAAGCAGAAAGCAUAGAGAAGAGAGGGUUUCCUAUGUUUAAUUUUAGAUAUUUUGAUAAAUCUUCAAAAAAGCAUAUGUAAUUUACUCCUUCCCAUCCCUUACAUGUAGAAGGGCUAUAGAUCACAUACAUUACUUUUUAAAAGUACAUCCUUGGAAAAUUAUUUUUAAAAUAAAUCAUCAGCAUUUCACCCUGUGUUGCUUAUUUCCUGUUCAAUGGCCAUUAUUUUAGGAACCCACAAAGUUAAUAUCAUUUUUUUGCUUUCUCUUUCUCUUCCUCUUAACAAAAUAAAACUGUGAUGUGUCUUCUUUGUAAGAGUUUAGGUAUAAAAUGCUAUGCAAGUUUUUUCUUUAUAGUAAGAGCUUUAUUUUCUUUAAUAAUAUAUCCCCAACUUAUAUGUUUUAAUAUCCUUUGUCCCUCAGAAUAAGCAGAAAAUAUAACUAAAGCUUAUAAUGUUGUAGAAACAAGAAUCGAAACUGUGCAGUUGAGCUAAAACUAGCUAUAAUUUUUUUUAAUGAAUUUUAAAAUGACUUUGGUCUCCAUCUUAGUCUAUUAGCUAGUGAGUUUGGGUUUUUGCUUUUUUAAAGCUAGGUCUACACAGCAAAGGAAUGAGACAAUCUAUGAAGGGGAUCAGUGUAGUAGCACUAAGUCAUCUAAAAUGUGGGACAAUGAUAUGGGAUUUUGUAUAUUUCUGGAUAAUUCCCUUCUGCUGUCCUUUUCCCCUUUGGCUGUAUAGAUAAAACUAUGUGUUCAAACGAUGGUACUUUGACUUUUGAGGUUUUUAUUUUUUCUUUUUAUCCAAAAAGCAAUCAUCCUCAUUUAUUUUUAUUGUGUGUAUACUCCCAACUGGGAACUUCUGCUGCUGAAACUUCUUUGCAUUGGGCCAAGAAGACCAAGAUUGGAAAGGUUUCUAUAAUAUCCUGUAGGGUUCACAGAACUAUUUGGGGUUUAAGUGGUACAAUAGAGACCCUGUCAUCUAAAAAAGGUUCAAUAAUUUGGUUUCUUUACUAGAGUUUUUCUAAGAUAGAACCUAGUUACAGUAUUUAUUUUAAUCUUGUAUACAAAGUGAUGUAGACUACUAAAAUAAAAAUCAGACUCCCUUUUC